UUUUGUGUAAAUAAUGUUCCAAUAUGUAGUUACUAAAAUUACAUCACAUGAAUAUGGACAGAAUCCAAAUCUUAUUAUACAUGGAAAAAUAAUAACAAAAUAUGGACCCUGCUUACUUGCAAUUACUGAUGGAGAAAAACUGUGCUUUGUAUACUUCUGCAAAGAUUAUAAUUUAGGCUUCAAAGAAUUGAAAAACAUUUAUCCUCUAUCAAAUUAUACUCUUAAUGAUCAAAUUAUUGGCAGGUUUGUUCAUUACUUUGAAAUGAAUGCAACUGGCAUUAUUCACUUGCAACUUAAAGGUACUAAUUUUCAAAUGAAAGUUUGGGAAUAUUUACUAAGCAUUCAGAGAGGAUCUACAGUUUCAUAUGAAGAAGUAGCUAAAGGUAUUGGUAAUCCUAGAGGGUCUAGGGCUGUAGCAAACGCGAUAUCUAAAAAUAAUAUUGCUUAUUUUGUUCCAUGUCAUAGGGUGAUUAGUAAAAAUCGUAAUCUUAAUAAAUACAGAUGGGGGGUAGAAAUAAAAAAAUUGAUGUUGUGUGAAGAAAUGAUGAACUCUUUCAAAAAUUAGGAAAAAAGGCAACUUCAGAGAAGUGAAUGAAGCUAUUAAAAUAUUUAUAAUUUGUUUUGUUACUUCUGGUAACUUUUUAUUUAAGAAUUCUACUGAAAAUUGUAAAUUUAUUAUUUACUUUUUUUAUUAUAAUAUUUGCAUAUUUACAAUCUACAUCACAUGUGAGUAUUAAGUAAAUUAAUGGUCUGUAUUUAACUUGGAAGGGAAGCAUUCAUUAAUGCUGAUCCUUAUAUACUAUUUUUCAAAGUUGUAGUAGGUCUUGAGGCCUACGUAGUCUUCUCGUGCAUGGACAAUUAUUGGAUAGUUCUUCUAUUAGCUUGUUGUCAUGGUUUGCCAUCUGUUGAUUGUAUGUUACGGCCAUAAUCUGAAUCUCAUUUUUGAUGUAUUAAUGUUGAAAUCAGAAUGGAGGGUAUGAUUACUGACAUACUAUGGAGCACCCACCAGGUUUCUUAAUGUUUUAGAUUGAAACCUUUGUAUUAUGUUGAUCGUAGUAGAUUUAGGGCAUCCCCAGAAUUGGAUCCCAUACAGUCAGAUCGGCUUUGAGAUUGAUUUGUAUAUCAGCAAUUUGUUGGUUGAGCCAUUUUAGUGUUAAUUUUUGUUAUUUGAUUUUAUACUUGUAGUUUUAUAUUUUGUUUUUAUUUUAAGCAGAAUACACGCAGUUUUUCAGAAAAAAAUCUUCUUUUUUACAACAUCAUUCUUAUUAACCUUCCGGAACUGGCUCAGAUUCUGGGUACGGCCACUGGCGGCGGACUGUGACUCCGCAUAUGUUUCUGUCGCACGGAGAAUGUUGUAUACAAGAUUCAUCAGAUUAAAAAAGAAUAACAAUAAAAAACUUUUAAUAUUUAUUAAACCAUAAAAUAUAUAAAAUAC
Messenger RNA from Diorhabda carinulata, 1435 nucleotides. Its product is annotated as bifunctional transcriptional activator/DNA repair enzyme Ada. Gene Ontology annotation, molecular function: methylated-DNA-[protein]-cysteine S-methyltransferase activity. The record is from RefSeq and is a predicted model, not a curated record. Gene Ontology annotation, biological process: DNA repair. Lineage: Eukaryota; Metazoa; Arthropoda; Insecta; Coleoptera; Chrysomelidae. The transcript has a single exon. The coding region runs from base 14 to 565 and encodes 183 amino acids.